Molecule: messenger RNA, 1586 nt
Organism: Solea solea (common sole)
Lineage: Eukaryota; Metazoa; Chordata; Actinopteri; Pleuronectiformes; Soleidae
Gene: caspa
Product: caspase a
Exons: 8
Coding region: 81-1202 (373 amino acids)
Biological process (GO): regulation of apoptotic process; proteolysis
Molecular function (GO): cysteine-type endopeptidase activity
Source: RefSeq, a predicted model, not a curated record
CGCGCAGCAGGGACAGAUAGUGAGUUAUUUACGUGCCCGCUGAACGACUCUGCCCUACUGUGCGGAACCAGAUGUGAAGAAUGGCAGAUGCACUUGCCAAGGUGAGAUCGAAAUUUGUGGAAAAAGCGUCCAAAGAGCUCAUCAACCAGCUCCUGGACCUCCUUUUAGAGGAUCGCAUCCUGAAUGAUGGCGAGAAAGACUCUAUCAUCGAGGAAAACAACAGCAGAGCAAACCGUGCACGCUGCCUCAUCGACACAGUGAAGAAGAAAGGAGACAUUCCCAGCCAGAAGAUGAUCGCUCACAUUCAAACCAAAGAUCCCACCCUUUACUGUGAACUGGGCCUGUCCUGUGGUAACUAUGCUGCAGAGACAAAGUCAGACACACUCGUCCCCAUCACUGAGACAUUCUGGAGGGAGAAACAGAAUAACACAGAGAUUUACCCCGUGACCAAAGCUAACAUGGGGAGUCGCGUGGCCCUGCUCAUCACUAAUAUCACUUUCCGUGUGGAGAAAUACAACAGAAAUGGAGCCAAGAAAGAUGAGGAGAACAUGGAGGGACUGCUCACUGAGCUGGGCUAUGAGGUGGUGAAACACACAGACCUCACUGCAAAGGCCAUAGGUCGAGCACUCAUCGACUUUUCGGCGCUGCCAAAGCUCAAAGCGACGGACAGCGUGGUGGUGGUGAUCAUGUCUCACGGGAAGCUGGGAACCGUCCAUGGCGUUGAAUGGAAACCUGGGGAUGAAAAUCCUGACGAGUUUCCCAUCAAAAACCUUUACAGACACUUGGGCUCAGAGGAAUGUCCAGCACUGCUGAACAAACCGAAAAUCAUCAUCAUCCAGGCCUGCAGAGGAGGACACAGUGGAUCCGUGCUCGUCAGCGAUGGUCCUUCAGUAUCUGACGGAGGAGACAUAAAGGAAGAUACUUUGCAAGUUGUCCAUAGAGAAAAAGACUUCAUCUCUCUUCUGUCCUGCACUCCUGAUACAGUCUCCUACAGACACACAGGCCAAGGCUCUUUUCUUAUCCAGUACAUCGUGUCACAAUUCAAGAAAACUGCCCACGAGGACGACGUCGAGGAACUUUUCAGAAAAGUCAUGCGGCAAUUUGAAGAUAACGGCCCUGGUGACAGAAAGCAGAUGCCGACCAAAGACAGAUGCACGCUCACAAAGCGCUUCUACUUUUUCCCGGGUCUCAACGCUCUCUGAGACAAACAUGGUAGCCACAGUUCAAAUAAUCGACUUUGUUUUUGACACCAUGAUGGAGUCUUAAAUGAGACACAUUUAAAAGAGAGUGCUUUGGGGUUUUCCUUGACUUUUCUUAUUUUUAUUUUUAGCUUAGAAUCUUGUCUGAGUUUUUAAGAGAUGCAUUUUUGUUUUGGUCGGUUUUGAAUUCAAAUUCUCUUGUGUCUCGUCUUAAGAGCCGCCAUGACAGACAUGUCGAUCGUUACCUGGCAAAAAGAGACAGAACCUCGGACCUAGAACUUUUCCAGAAGUAGUUAUGAACUGAAAACACUCUUUUUUAAAAUCACUUCCUUUAUAUGAUCAUGUGUCAACUUUUAAAUUUUUAAAUAAAGGGAAAAUACAACUUUA